Messenger RNA from Drosophila serrata, 2151 nucleotides. RefSeq lists its product as uncharacterized. Gene Ontology annotation, biological process: transmembrane transport. Gene Ontology annotation, cellular component: membrane. The record is from RefSeq and is a predicted model, not a curated record. Gene Ontology annotation, molecular function: transmembrane transporter activity. NCBI's taxonomy places the organism in Eukaryota, Metazoa, Arthropoda, Insecta, Diptera, Drosophilidae.
AAAAGGUUUCCUUAUCUAAUCUUGGCCCGCUGGCCGAGCCGCCGCUCACUCAAUAACCGCCCGAUGCUCGGCCAUUUAUCAAACGGCGUCGCGGCGGUCGGUUGGCGGUCCGGCAAGUGCGAAAUUUAUGGCCCGGAACGAGGAGUAUCGGAUCGGUGACAGAAAGUGCAAAAAUAAUGACAAACUCGAGUAGACAAACAACGACUGCGGUUCCAAUGAAAAAGUGUCAAGUGUAAACAAUCAACAAAUCGAGCGGCCAAAAUAAUUAAAAGCGGAAACGGCAUAACCAGCUCAAUUGUUAAGACCAAAGAACUUAAUUGUGAUUAGGCCGCAAAAUGCCCAACAUGUUGCCAACGAUCGAGGAGGAGGGCAAGUUGUCCUGGCUGCGUCUCAUGUGGCGAUAUCGCCUGCAGUUUCAAUCCAUGGCCUCAGCUUCCAUAGUAUUUGUGGGCUGUGGCAUGCGCCUGGCCUGGUCCAUCUUCGACACUCCCGCAGGAAAGUUCUUGAACAAUAAGAAUACCCAUAAUUUGAUGAUGAGUUGGUUCAUUGGCGCCGCCUUGGGUGCAAUUCUGGCAGCUCUCUUUGUCCAGCGGGUCACCAAGAAUGUGGCUUAUACCUCUAGUGGCUUCCUGUUGAUCAUGGCUGGCAUCCUGAAUGUGGCUUUUCCGCAACACUUCCUGGCCGCCUGCUACAGUAGCGUGGGUGUAGGAGCAGCAUAUGGUCUCACCCAGAUCCAGGCUCUCAUUACAGGUUCGGAGGUGGCUCACAAAUCCAUUCGCGGCAUGCUGGUCAGUUGCGAGCGGAUCUUCCUGUGGCUCGGCGUCUGUGUCCAGGUUUUCUACACCCGAGUGUGGCACAACCUGGAGCCGCUGGAGUCGCAAGGAUACGGCCUCCAUGUGGACCAACUGCACGGCAUAGCGAUGGCAGGUCUGGGUUUGGGGGCUGUCAUCCUGGCGCUGUCCCAUCGCCUGGAAUCGCCGCUGCUGCUGUUGCAUCAGGAAAGGGAAAUGGCGGUGAGUGAAACUCUAAAGGCUCUCCAUGGACAAUCCACCACGGAACUGGUGAGGCUGAGGGAGGACUGCCGGCAGCUGCACAGUGCCCGGGACUGGGAGCGCUUCGUGGAGGAGCCCGAGGAGUCGGAAGGAGGCUGGAGACAAUGGGCCAGGCGUGUGCUGCCCUUCCUCAAGGUCCUGCUGCUGCGGUGCUUCGCCACUUUGGCCAUAUCCCUGAGCUACAAUCGGGCCUUCCUGGUGGUCAGCUGGCAUGGCCUGGAGUGCGACAUGAACUGCCUGUACUGGCUGGCCUUCGCAGGACUCUUUGGCAGUGUAAUCGGAGCCCUUGUCGUGGACUGGCAGGGUCGCAGGAAACUCUGCUCCCUGUCCCUCUUCAUGGCUGGCAUUGUGAUCGUGAUGGUGGGCGGGGUGUUUGAGCAUUUGGAGUCCGUGAAGAAAACCUUCUACGACAUCAACCUGCAGGCCAUAGCCCUGCUGAUGCUCCUCUUCGAGAUCAUUGUGGCCGGCGGUGUGGCAGUUCCCGCUCUGGUCUACACAUCCGAGGCCUUUAGCAUCGCCCACAAGGCGAGGUGCCUGGCCGGUGUCCUGAUCCUGGAGCAGUUGCUCCAGCUGGCUCUCCUGCUGGCCACCUUCGAGCACUGCAUCACCGUUUCGGUGUUCUUCUUCACGAUCGGUGGCCUGAGCUUUGUGGUGGGGCUGAUGGUGUUCAUGCUUCUGCCGGAGACCAAGCAACUCACCCUCUACGAGUGCCUGCUCAAGUUCAAGAAGGUUCCUUAAGGCACCGUCGUAUCGUAUCUCCAAGUGCUAAUAUAUGUGCUAUCUGUGCCUAUCUGUUAUCUAUUUUUAUGUGCCGUAUAUUCCCAUAUGCAUGUGACUGUUUAAUCGUAUCUAUAGGUUACUGGAGUGCCUCCCUCGUCUUUCGUAUGCUUCCCUCAUAAGGUUAAUCUUCACUUAUAUAAGAAAGAAUUUGAACAGAAAAACUGUUUCAAAAACCAUAUAUUUAAAUAGGCUUAUCCAUUUUCCUAUGGUUUUGAUCAAGGAAGGAGGGUUAAGAACCUUAAUUUUAAUGCUGCAUUUAUUAUAAAUGAUAGUUGUAUGUAUUUAAGUAAAAGAAAAUAUUUUUAAAACAUCUAUUACA